This is a messenger RNA of Parnassius apollo (apollo), 564 nucleotides long. The record is from the annotation of a GenBank genome assembly. NCBI's taxonomy places the organism in Eukaryota, Metazoa, Arthropoda, Insecta, Lepidoptera, Papilionidae.
AUGAGAAAUGUAAAAUUUGUCCUAAUAGUAGAAAACCCUAAUAUAAAUCUUAAUAUAACAGUUGAAGAGCCUGAGUUAUUUGAUGCAAACUGUGUGAAGAUAACGUUAAAUAAGAAAACAAAGUUAUUGAAAACCCCAGUAGUUAGUGAUGAAGGUGUAAAAUUUAGAAGAAAUACAGUUCAUGUCAAACCUAGAAUUAUAACAGUGCCAGAGGAGUCUGAAGUCAGUGAGAUUCCUGAAGAUGACGCUGGUGCUGAAUCAGAAUGUACUAUACCUAAAAGUAAUAUUAAGCAACAUCAAAAUACUCAGAAGCAUAAGAUGAAAACUGAAAUGAAGAAAACAUCUGGUGCAUUACAAAAUUUCCUUACAUCAGAUAAUAAAUCAAGAUGUCAAGGAUCUAGUGAUGAUGAGAAUAUUAUAGCAGCGGAAUUAGCAUUGACUUUUCACACUGUAAAGCAUAAUUUAUCUUAUAAUAGCAUGGAUUGCCUAAAUAAAUUAAAUAAAAUUGUAUUUGUAGAUUCCAAAAUAGCUAGACUAGAACUAAAAUGGACAGAACAGAGUUGA